AUGCCUUCGAGGACAGGUUCACACAGCCCGACUGGUAUCGGUAAGAGUUUACCAGAGCGGGGACUGCUCCUGCUGAUGGUUUUGGUGCUACUGGAGGGCUCCGUAAUUCCUCUCGGAGCUGCCAGCUCUCCGGAUACCAGCCACCAGAAAAAUGUGGACAGCCACAAAGCCGAGGGCGAAAAAAACCACACUAAAAAGGCGUUCCCUGUGCUCGACCUCGACUACCAUCACAUACAGACUCCCUUUGAAAUCUCACUAUGGGUGCUGCUGGCCUCGGUAAUGAAAUUGGGGUUCCACAUGAUACCUCGUCUUCCCGGUAUUGUGCCAGAAAGCUGCCUGUUGAUUACGGUGGGUCUGCUGGUGGGGGGGCUUAUCAAACUAGCUGGAGAAAAGGUCCCCCCAGUUCUGGACUCCCAGUUGUUUUUCCUCUGCCUGCUGCCACCCAUUAUUCUGGAUGCUGGCUACUUCCUGCCCAUUCGUCCCUUCAUGGAGAACCUGGGCACGAUCCUGAUGUUUGCUGUUGUGGGCACCUUGUGGAAUGCCUUCUUCAUCGGGGGUCUGCUGUAUGCUGUCUGUCAGAUCCAGCCAGCCAAUCCAAACGAACUCCACCAGCUAGAGAUCCUUCCCUGUCUGCUGUUCGGCUCCAUCAUCUCAGCUGUGGAUCCUGUUGCUGUGCUAGCUGUGUUUGAGGAAAUCCACAUAAAUGAACUGUUGCACAUCCUGGUGUUUGGCGAGUCACUGCUCAACGAUGCCGUCACUGUGGUGCUAUACCAUCUGUUUGAGGAGUAUUCGGCUGCUGGCACAGUGACGGUGCUGGACGGUUUCCUGGGGAUCAUCUCCUUCCUGGUGGUAUCGCUGGGUGGCAUUCUAGUGGGAGCUAUCUAUGGGAUCCUGGCUGCCUUCACCUCACGCUUCACCUCCCACACGCGUGUCAUCGAGCCACUUUUUGUCUUUGUGUAUAGCUACAUGGCCUACCUUUCAGCGGAGAUGUUCCACCUUUCUGGCAUCAUGGCGUUAAUAGCAUGUGGAGCAGUGAUGCGACCCUACGUAGAGGCCAACAUAUCCCACAAGUCCCACACCACCAUCAAGUACUUCCUGAAAAUGUGGAGCAGCGUCAGUGAGACGCUAAUCUUCAUCUUUCUCGGUGUGGCCACGGUGGACGGACCUCACCACUGGAACUGGACGUUCGUCACCGUCACUGUCAUUCUGUGUCUGGUGUCACGGGUCAUAGGUGUGGUUGGUCUGACCUGUGUGAUCAACAAGUUCCGCAUCGUCAAACUGACGACCAAGGACCAGUUCAUUGUGGCCUACGGUGGCAUGCGAGGUGCCAUCGCCUUCUCCCUUGGCUUCCUGCUGAAAAAAGAGGAAUUUCCCAUGAGAGAGAUGUUCCUUACUGCCAUCAUCACCGUUAUCUUCUUCACUGUCUUUGUUCAGGGCAUGACCAUCAAACCCCUGGUGGAGCUGCUGGCAGUGAAGAAGAAACAGGAGGCCAAGCGGUCGAUUAAUGAAGAAAUCCACACCCAGUUCCUCGACCACCUUCUGACUGGAAUUGAGGACAUUUGUGGACACUAUGGACACCACCACUGGAAGGACAAACUGAACCGCUUCAACAAGAAGUAUGUGAAAAAGUGCCUGAUUGCAGGCGAACGCUCCAAGGAGCCGCAGCUCAUCGCCUUCUACCACAAGAUGGAGAUGAAGCAGGCCAUCGACCUGGUGGAGAGCGGAGGGGGAGUCAACCUGCCGUCUGCUGUGCCUUCCACAGUUUCCAUGCAGAACAUCCAGCCCAAGAAGCCUCCUCCUGCCAAGCUUGUAGAGAAAGCUCUGCCCAAGAUGACUAAAGGCCGGGAGGAGGAGAUCAGGCAGAUCCUCAGGAGUAACCUUCAGAAGACACGACAGAGGCUGCGCUCCUACAACAGACACACUCUGGUGGCUGAUCCGUACGAGGACGGCUUCAGUGAACUCCUCAUCAAGAAACAAAAGAUGAUUGCGCUGGAGAAGAAGAUAAAAGACAUGAAUUACUACCUGACAGUGCCUGCUGCUCCCCCUGACUCCCCGACCAUGUGUAGAGCCAGACUGGCCUCAGACCCACAGUCCUACAGCAGUAAGCCAGCGAUGGACAGAGUGCCGACCAUCCAGGUGGACCUGGCCUCCCCUCAGUCUCCAGACUCUGUCAAUCUGAUGGAUGAGUUCCGACGGGUCGACCAGCAGGAGGAGGACCAGGGCCUGACGAUGAAGGCCCCCUCGGGGCAGAGUGGGCCUAACAGGCCCGGCGAGGCGGACAGAGGCCGAGAACAGCAGAAGCUGACGAGGUGCCUGAGCGACCCCGGUCCCAGCGCAGACGAGGAAGAGGAGGAAGAACCCUUUCUGCCUUGAUACGGCAGACUGGAUAUGGAGGGGUUAGUUCACUAAUUAGAGGAGAGAGGGCUGCUUCACUGCUCUAAAUAAUCUCUUUGGUUCAGAAACCAAACAAGCCAAAACUGCUAACGCUGUACGACACCAGAAACAAAAAGCAAAAGGGAGAUUAUCUGAAAAAAAAAAAAAAAAAAAAGAGCCAUUAGGUUGUUAUUAUCAUUGCUCUUUAUUUUUUUAGACAGGAUUGGAGUAGCUGUUAUCUGAGAAGUGGUGGAGUUUAUGGUCGAUAGUCUGAGACAUUCAGGAAAGAGCUAUGCAUUACCAAAGGUUUGGACUGUUUUUUGUCAGACAGUGUCAUUUUUACUUUAUUGUCAGACUGUUUUUCUUUUUUAAUGACUGCAUAGUUGUUGGUUUUUAAUGUUUAAUCACGAUUUCAAGCUACCUUCUUGGCGUCAUGCUGGGCCUCUAAUCCUAAAUGUUAUCAAUAAGGCAAACUGCCUAAAUCCGUUUCUCUUUUUCAAACAUUGCACUUGAGUUGAAGUUGCCUGUUUUUAAUCCAAUAUCUGACUGAAAUAGCUAAAUAUUCAAACAUUUAGAGUUUAGCUAUUUUAAAAUGUUUGGCCUUAUUUUAUGUCCAACCUUUUCACUUGGUGCAUUUUUUAUUUUUUGUCUUGCUUUAAAACAUAUAUCUUUAAUUCCAGGGGUGCUAAUGUCUGUUUGCAAUCAGUUUGUUCCAGUGUUUGUGGGAUGUGGGUUCAAAUCUGGAUGUAUUUAGUCACUUUGUAAAAGAACCACAGUUGUUUCUAGUCAUGCUUACAGAGCUGCAGCCUUGUCUUAUGGCUGUGGAGGGAGUUAUGUGUACUUAACUAAAAAUCCCCACUGCUGUAUAGGAAGGGAAAAGUUUGCACCCACAGGAAAGCUUGUGAGACAGGCAGUGAUGCAGCACUUGUGUUUUGAUGUCCGUGAUCAUGCUUGAUUCCCCCAUCCAAGUCUUCUGAAGUGAAAUCACUUGUUGUCAUGUCACAUUUCGGUGUAGCCGUUUUAUGUUUCACCUCAAUUUUAGAACACCCUUUAAAAGUCACUCAAGCAGGGCUCGUCGAGUUGUUAGAGUAGAUGUUUCUCUCGGUCACCUUCACACUCCUCAAUUAUUGAAACCUUUAGACCACAUGAGCUGAUUUUUUAAUAUAUCAAAUCAAAAAUAAUGAAUGCUCACUUUCUUUCACAUGCCUAUAUGCAUUCUUCAGUUUUUUUACUGGCCUUUACAAGAAGCAUUUGUGCUCUACAUCACUGUUCAGCUUAUUACAUGACAAGUGAACAUUUGUACAGGAAUCCAUCCACACCUCUCAACCCUCUUAAAAUCUAAGACUAUAGACCUGUCAUUGCAACAACAACAAAAUUCUAUGCAGUAUUGACGUGUAAAAUAUGUAAAUCAAUUAUGAUAUCCUAUAUUUAUAAUUACCCUUUACAACUGAAGUCUCGUAAUCUUGUAAACAUGUAACACGUUGGGGCAAACCAAUGCAAAAGUCAAAGCUAAAAUGAAACACGGGCAUUAAAAUAAACAAGAACAGUUGUUAGUUUUUGCACAUCCGAGCAAGCCUGGAAAGUUAUCUGCGGGCACGACAACAUAGUCAAGUGUGUUGUUGAUGGCUUAAGUCAUUCUCUACUGUACUGUAUACAGUUGUACAGUGUGUAAAAUACAUUGCACGUCUUUUUUUCUUUUUUUAAACCGCCCCUCAGUGAAUUGGAAUACGACACAAAUCGUUGAAGUUGUCGAUGUGAUGAUUUGCUCAUUCAUAUCCAUUUAAACAUCUUAUGUGCCACAGCCAACAACAAUUAGACUGUAAAGCCCCAAGUGUUCUUUCAUCUUAGUCUAUUAUCACUUCACUGCAAAAAAAAUAAAAAUAAAAAAAGAGUGUAGUUUCUCCAUACUGGCCAUCCAAAGCACUCAUCAUGGAAAGCCAACUUUAGCAUUGACACACGGUCCUUCUCUGAAGUAGGCUGAGUGAGUCACUGCUCCAGUUUUCUAGGUGUUAGUGACCGUUGAAUCCUUCCUGAUCCUCUUACAUCCAGACGGCUCACAUUACAGCUGGGUGGUACGGGCAGAAGAACCUCACAGGCUCCUUCAUUUUCCUCAACUCUUCUUCUCUUGAGCAUCUUUUAAUGUCUCGCUAUGGUUACUAUAGUGAGGGGGUACGAGGAUAUUUUGUCUGUGCAUAAACGCACUCAUGUAAAUCCAGGUGUAUAAAUAUGCAAAUAUGAGCCUACUUGCAAGCGUUUUUGGCCCCUUUCUUUGCUCCCGACACUCUUCCGGCUUCCCAAUUUCUUAAAGGAUAAUUGCAGCUGAGAGAUGGGCGGGUCAAGCCUCAAAGCAUCUCAUUUCCCUGUCUCGACCAAAUUGAAUUUCCUGUCGGAAAUGUCAGCGUGUGGGACUGAGUGUCCCAGUGGAGAGCUGUGCUGAAAAUGUCAACAAGGACCGGGUCAAAAAGAGAAGGAGAGUUUAAAACCCAGAAGUGACGAGCCAAAUGGCACGCAACACUUUUCCCCCAUCUUCAAAUCAUUUUAUAGCUGCUUAAAGGACAGUGAUAUUUACAUGCCGCAUAGGAUUUAUGAGGUUCUAAACUGUUUUAUAAACUGCAGCGACAGAAGCCCUGAGUACUGUUUCUCUCCAUCUGUAAAUGGUCUCUUAACGCGCUGCUGUUGGGGAACAUUUCUAUAGCAUCUUCCUAGAUGCUAUUUGAUUAGGCUCCCAUUUAACGGAAGUUUGUUGCUCAUUUAACCCUUAACUGCUCUGCAGAGACUUUUAAGUAGUUGGCAGGAAGGUUGCAGUAAUUCAUUUCUAAACAUAUUCACACUUGGGAAUACAUGUAACUGUGUGAAUGCAAAGCAGGGUAUCUCUCAGAGGUAACAUGCAUCAUGCUCUGCACAGAUGUUAUAUUUUUUUCAUAUCCGAAUGGAUAUUGAACAUAACUUGAGGGAUGUGAUUAAAUACAAGGAAACCAAAAAUCUCCAAUUUUAAAUUAAAACAACCCUCAAAACAAGAGAAAUGAAAUCCCUGAUUGCUUCACAUUAUCCCAAAGACUUUAAUUUCUCAAAAAGAAAAGAACCCCUAUUUUCAUACUUUAUCUUUUGAAACCAGUUGCAUCUUUUUGGGCAAACAUUCUCACACCUUGGAGGGAAAUGUUUGGUGCAGAAAACCUUAAUCUAAAGCCAUACAGCCUAUAGAAGAACCUAUUUCAUUGUAUUCAUAUAUUAUGUCAUAUACACCUCAUUUUUGCCUUUGCUUUGCUCGACGCACAAAACAAACUUUGCAUUUAAAUCGCUUGUGUCUUCAGGUGAAUGCUUGCGGUUCUUGAUUUGAAAUGUCCACUCUGGAUGUUUUUCUACAGCGCUGAAUUGUUCUAAGUCAUGGCAGUUGUUUUCAUUGAAUGUGUUCGACUGAACUACAACACCGUUGCCUCACCAGCAUUCACUUCAGCUUUACGUUUUUUUUCUUUGCAUCUGUUUGCUUUAUUAUGUGCCUGAUUUGUUUAACGGCGUUAUUGUACAAUGACUAUUUGGGGGUUCACAGGGAUAUCUAAGUCUCUCUUGCUGUUAUUGUCAAGUGCUUUAUCUGGAUACAUGUGCAUUACGGUACAUCCUUCCAUGUUGUUGUUUUUUUUUUUCUCCAUCUCAUGUUUACCUUUAACGGCAUUCCAGAGGCAUUUGUCACCCAGACUUUAAACUGUGGAGUUCAGCCUGAAGUAGAAAGAGGCUGAAUUUACAGCUAUAAACUCUAAUCAGCUUAUAAGCUUCAUUCUCAAAUCCAGUUCUCCUUACGUUAGAUUGAAUGAGAGAUCAUCAAUUACAAUCCGCUACGCAAGUAGAUAAAACUUGUUACCUUAAAGCCAAACUGGGGUUUUUGCACAUUUUAGAUUUCUUUGUGUGUUAUUCUAUAUUAUUAGUUUCCAUUCAUUCACUAGAAUUGUUAAAGAUCCAUCACCACGGACAUCAGGUCAGCUUUUAGGGCCAUAAUAUUGCACAUUCAUUCCAAUCAACUUACAUGAAAUUUUUUUUUUUACAUUUAUCUUAAAACAAUCUCUGUGCACAUUGAAACAUUUGUUUUGGUCGCUGUCUUUGUUUCUCCUGUCCAUACUGGCCAUGAAGAGCUCUUCAUUCAGUGUGAAAACUCCUUAAGUUUAUCCGAACACAAAACAAGGCUUUAACAGUCCUGUUAGUGUAACUAUCCAUCUGGAAGAGACCCACUUUAAAUUUGUUUAACUCAGAUUGCUGAAGGCUCAUAUUAUCUUCUGUGGCACACUCAAAAGCAUUUUUGUAUGAAACUGUAUUUUAUCUCCCAUCAAUUACAGGGCCAGUAUGAACAGGAGAAA
Molecule: messenger RNA, 6719 nt
Organism: Perca flavescens (yellow perch)
Lineage: Eukaryota; Metazoa; Chordata; Actinopteri; Perciformes; Percidae
Gene: slc9a1a
Product: solute carrier family 9 member A1a
Exons: 12
Coding region: 1-2373 (790 amino acids)
Biological process (GO): proton transmembrane transport; regulation of intracellular pH; sodium ion import across plasma membrane
Cellular component (GO): plasma membrane
Molecular function (GO): potassium:proton antiporter activity; sodium:proton antiporter activity
Source: RefSeq, a predicted model, not a curated record